AUGAAACCUAACUUAUCCAGCCCUGCUGGAAUAACUGGUAGUUUUAAAGAAUUUUUGGUUUUUGCAAAUGGACAGAAAGAUUUACUGGAAAAGUCAUCGAAAGAAAUUUUUGAUUUGACAGCAGAAAUAGAUGAUUUAAAAUGCUUGUCAAUUUCUCGUAUGUCUGAUUUAUUAGUCAUCCUGUAUGAAGUUGACUUUGAUGUUCAAGUGACAAAUUAUGCCGAAGAAUUAUGUUUUUCACCUCAACCUGUCAAUCGUAUUGAAUUAUCACGUAUUGUGGUUCUCGAUAAUUGCUAUAGUGUAUUGAUCAAUAAGGCAAUGUAUGUAUUGAAAACGUCGAAAGAAAAAAUGUCGAAGGAAAAAAUAUCGAAGGAAAAAAAUGUCGACGGAAAAAAUGUCGAAAGAAUUAUGGGAAAAACAGAUGUAUUGGUGAUUAAAAUUAACUAUAAAAAAGUAACACAGUAA
Messenger RNA from Didymodactylos carnosus, 465 nucleotides. Lineage: Eukaryota; Metazoa; Rotifera; Eurotatoria; Philodinida; Philodinidae. The record is from the annotation of a GenBank genome assembly.